CGGACUGCUGACUAUGGAGGGAUAACUUUUGUACUUGCCGAGGGCUCAUGAGGCUCCGUGUGCCUGCUGCUUCCGAGAGCUGCGCUGCUGCUUGGGCAAUAAUUGGACUGUAAUGCCAAUGCCAUGUGUUAGCCUUUCUCCAGAACUUAUAAAAGCAGAAUGAGUGUUAAGAAUCUGUUACCUUUUAACUAAAUUCAAAACAAAGUUGAGGGAUGAAGUGACUGGAAGCCCUGCAAGUCUGACUGGGAAUUGCUGCCCUGCAUGUUAUCUGCCUGUCUACCGAUUGUUCCUGCCUCUUGUUCAGUUGUGAUUUGAGUGUUGAUGCCAUGGAUGUAACAUGAGAGCAGCAGCAGGAUGUAGAGCACAAGCUGUUUAAACAACGUUUGGAUAAAGCUGCUAAUCGUGUGACUCCAGAAGCCGAGAGACAUGGGAAGAUGCUCUUCUGCCAUUCUUGCAUGGAUGCUCUCAUCGUCUUUCCAUCACUGUAUGCCUGCUAUGAUAUUCAUGGGAACAAGGGACGGCUGAAUUCACAGCGUUUUAAACACCACAAACUCUUGAAGAGUUUAUAGGACACAAAUCUAUUACACUGGCAGGAUCAGACAAGCUUCUCUGUAUGUGUGAAUAUAUGUAUUAUACUCAGUACUUUUGCGAGGCAAGUCCCUCUGAAAUUGGGACAAGGACUCAUUGAUGCAUUUCAGGAGCAAAGCUGCUGAGUGAACAGGCUUUUCCUACUAGAAAUCAAGCAGCUGCUCUGGCAGAACGCUGCGAUGGAGAGACAGGACGCUGUUUGAUGCAAGCAAAUGUCAAUUUAUUGUAUAGAAACAUGGGUAUAUAUACUUUCAGAAAUCGCGCAUUUUAAACAGAUUGGUUCUUUUGAGCUAAGCAUUGCAUACUAGGCAAUCCCCGGUUGGUGGUUAACUACCAUCAAUCAACAGCAAGGUGUUAUCUUUCCUUGGCGCCAUCCGUCCCCCACUCCUCUAUGCUCUCUCAAGCAUGAUUCAUCAUGUUAAUUGUUGUGUCUAUACAAGCUCGAGCACCAAUCCCUGCUGCAGUUCCAAGGUCCUCCAUGGAUCAUGAUCUUCUUUCCGCCUGCUUUAACACACACAAUCAUUUGUGCACACUUAGUCUUUGAACAAGCAGUUCCUAGUCACAUCUACUAAUUUUUCUAAAAAACCUGAAAGCACCUGUGUACACAAAUUGAUCAUCUAUUGUUCUUCUAUUCUCCUACUGAGUAACCUGACUAAGUUUUCAACCAGCCGUGGAUUAGGGCUGUGUAAGUGAUGAGGCCUGGUACUGCAAUGUAGCAGCUUCAGCACGUUAAGUUUCUUAAUUCAAAAUACAUUUCCUUUAAGAGACCCACCACGCAGCAGGUGCAGAAUGGGACCACACAGGAAGGGCUUUGGGGUGGCUCUCCAAAAGAAGCCAGUGGGUACUGUGGUGAUUAGGCACAGGGCUCAGGCAAGCAAGGCAGCCAGCACUUUGCUUCUGUGUGACCGGCUCCUUGAUCCCCCCUUCUCUCCAUUUGCUGUGCUUAUACGUGCCCCUCAUCUUCCCUGAGUCCUGCCUCUCUCAGCCCUGCUCUCCUCCCAGAGACGGGGCCAACCCCAGUUAUUUUUUCCCCCCUUUGCUCCCAGGUUUGCCCCAUCUGUCAACACACAUGGUCUUUGGGUGUUGUUAGCUAGGUCACCUUGGACUUGUGUGCCAUUACUGACGGGCUUGCCUGGGAACUGCUGUCCCUGCCAGAGUCCUCUCCGCCAAAUGACCCCAAUCUCUUCCUUCAAGCGUCUGUGAAGUGUGGCCACCUCUGACGGCAUUCUCCGCUAGCCACCUGCCAAAACCGGUGCUGAAAGAGCAGGGUUUCCCCAGCAGACAAGUUGUCUUCUCCAAGGCCGCCUUCUGCCUGCUCUCAGCAGACACGUGGGAACCGGCAGCCGGUCCCUUUUCAAAACACAAAGCAGCCUUGAGCCCGCUUGCUUGGAGGCCAGUUCUGGGGCCUAGGAAGCCCUGCUGCACCUCAAGGGCCUUGAGAGCAGCUCUUCCACUUUCAGACAGAGCCUGCGUGGUCCUCCUCCUCGGGACCCAAUUGCUCCCUCCGCUGUGCGCCUUAUGCCUCGCCACAGAAGCCAGGAUGGCAGCAGGGAGCUGCCGCACCUUUCACAAGCUUGGAGGCUGCCAACCUUCAAGCCAUUGCCCUCGACCCUCCAGGGACCUAGCCCUGCUGUGCAAAUGCAAUGCACGUGCCUGGCUCCUGCUUCUCUCCUGCACUCCAGCAGGUGAGUGAGCAAGGCUCCUUCAGUAAGCGGCAGAAGGCAGACUCAUGAGACAAGACUGAUGCAGGAUUCACCAAAGCCAUGGACAGCGAUGGCACGUAGGGCUGAGAGCAGGAGCAUCCUUCUCUCUUUAGAACUUCACAUUGCUUGUCCUUGCCACAAGUGGAUGCUCAGUGUGCGCCCAGAACUGCAAUCAAACUCAAAGACAGCAAGGAUAUGACACCUGCCAGAGCGCAUUGCUGUGGCUGACAUAGCCAGCGAGGACUGUGCUGCGCAUGCAUUUCACUGUGCUUUGUGCAGGAAGGUUGACGUUGCUGGGCUGUGCUUGGCUUAUUUGGCUUGCCCAGCACUGUUGCCAGCCGCAGCCAUAAGAGGCAUUGGCUCUUGGACACCGAAGCAUGUGCGUACUGCCUGUAGUAGCGCUGUUCUCUGGUGUCUGUUUUUUGAGAAGGACCCGGUGGCACAGGGCUGCAGAGAGCAGGGCGGCAGGGAACUCCCCAAAGAGGCUGCGAGGCCACGCUGGGUGUUGCCCUGUGAGCUGUUAGCAGGCAGAGCUGGAAGCCAGGUGCUGCUGCCUGCCACGGGGCCUGCCCACCCUGAUCGUGCAAGCAGGGCAUUGCGUGGGGCUCUGUCAGGGGUGUGCGAUCCCAGCUUCUGCCUCCAGUCCUGUUUGGAACCCCUCCUGAUCCCCGCACACCACCCCCAUCCCCCCUCCACCCACCACACCCAACACCACCACGCCCAGCACCCGGAACCAGACACUCUGUGACAUCAGCCCCGCAUCCAAGGGAACCCCAGGCAACAGGAAUCCUGCGGGCAGUACGUCGGCAGCCACACUGGUGGUGACAAGCCCUCGUUCUUGCAGCUGCCACAUGUUGCUGGUAGUGAUGGAUGUUCUCCUCCUCCUCGUUGUCCUGCUGGCCGUGUGCUGUCCUGUGCACGGCACAUGGGAUAGUUGUGGGGGGAGCUGUGGGCGGCCCAUUGCUUUUCGCUAUGGCAAGUUGCGUAUCGUGGGUGGCACAGAUGCCCAGCCAGGGGUCUGGCCCUGGAUCGUCAGCAUCGAGGCUCCCUUGGAAGGAGGCAUGGCGCACAUUUGCGGAGGCUCCCUCAUCAGGUCACAGUGGGUCCUCACAUCAGCCCAAUGCUUCAUCGAGGCCAGGAACAUCACCAUGUGGCAGGUGGUGGUUGGAGCCAACCGGUUGACUCAGCUGGGACCUAAGGCCCAGGUGCGCAACAUCAAGCGGCUGCUGGUUCACCAGCACUACAGUAAUGUCACACAGAGGAACGACAUUGCCUUGCUGGAACUGGAGCAGCCUGUCCAGUGCAACAGCUACGUACAGCUUGCCUGCGUGCCCGAUGCCUCGCUGAGAGUCUCGGAGCUGACAGAGUGCUACGUCAGUGGCUGGGGUGCCAGGAUUGCAAGAGCUGGAGGAUCGGCGUAUGUGCUGCAGGAGGCCCAGGUGCACCUCAUUGAUGCCGGGGUCUGUAACAGCAGCGGCUGGUACAGAGGGGCCAUCCACACCCACAACAUCUGUGCUGGCUAUCCGCAGGGUGGCAUCGACACCUGCCAGGGGGACAGCGGUGGGCCUCUUGUGUGCCAAGAGAAGAGCGCGGACUAUGUCUGGCUUGUUGGUGUGACCAGCUGGGGGAUGGGCUGUGCGAGAGCAAAGAAGCCCGGAGUCUACACCUCCACCCAGCACUUCUACAACUGGAUCCUGGAACAGAUGGGCCUGCACACAACAGUAACGACUACUGCAAGGCCACAGCCAGCCUUCGCCUCCACUCCUGUUCAGAGGCCAAGGCCAACACCAAUAGAAGUGGGAAGGUUUACGCCCUGCCCAUUUCCAGUGCAGAAGCUGCGGGAUUUACUUACUCGGCUGCAGGAGUUUGUGCAUUUCCUAAAGGGAGGAAAUGUUUGAGCAGCAGGACGAAGAGGAUCCAGGGCUGGCUGCAGCGCACCACCACCAUUUCCCGCUGGGGCAAUGCCUGCUGAUGCAAAGGCAGCCUCAGUGUCAAAGGCCUGCUCUGUCCUGCCCGCGCUCCUCUCAACGGAAGAGCUCAGCUGGCUGAGUCCCUGCAAUAAAGUGUUUCAGUUCUGUGGCUAACCAGGCGCCAGUCCUCUUCAGUCUCGUGUGCAAGGCCAGGACUUCCACGCCCGGCACCUGCCGGAGGAAGCAGGCUGCAGGCAGACAAGUCGGGCACAAAGGGUCACAGCAAAGGGCUGAAGCUCUGCCUGCUCAGCAAGAAGGAUGAGGGUGCAGUGGAACAAGGGAAGGCAGGUCAUUGCGGGGCUCAGGGCCUUGGGGAUGGCAGCUGGAAGCACAGAAUACCUUAGGCCCGCUCCUGGUGGGAUCCCUGUGUGUGUCUGUAUGAGGCACAAGCGAACUUGAACGUGGACUCUCAGGGCCCAGGAAACACAGAUCUAGAAAGACCCAAGGCUUGCACCAGGCACUGGUGAGGGAGCCUUGGCUCUGAGCCCCACAUAUGACAUGGACUUAAUUUCUAGACAGUUAUCUGAGGCAUCUACGAACACGCUGUGCUUAUGAAUCCAGGGAGUGAAGCUGUGUUGCUGUUUCAGUAGAACAUGCCAUCUUGAUGCUCUGGAAACGCAGGAAAUGCCUGGACUGCAUUCACAUGGGUGUAAGCAGUGGUUACAUCUGCAGGGAUGCUUGUCAAGGCAUUGCUUUGUCUGUGUCAAUCUGUUUUGCCUUUCACAUUCA
Messenger RNA from Falco peregrinus (peregrine falcon), 4990 nucleotides. RefSeq names its product acrosin-like. The coding region runs from base 3143 to 4189 and encodes 348 amino acids. The transcript has 6 exons. Gene Ontology annotation, biological process: proteolysis; acrosome reaction. Lineage: Eukaryota; Metazoa; Chordata; Aves; Falconiformes; Falconidae. Gene Ontology annotation, molecular function: serine-type endopeptidase activity. The record is from RefSeq and is a predicted model, not a curated record.